AUGUUGGCGUUUCGUUUGUAUACAUUUUGUGCGCUUCUGGUGCUGCUUCGACCUGGCUACUUGAAGGCUUCGCCGCUCAUUGAGUUGGCCGCACCAUCACACAGCAGCUUCAUCCACAAUGUCAUAGAGAAAGUCUUCAAGGAAAGACAAGUAGAGACACUUCUGUAUAUGAACCGUCGACAGAACCUCAAUUGUCCUUCGAAGGAAGUCACUAUGGAUGGAUUGGCUACUCUGCGCAUGGAUGAGAAAAUCUCUAUCAACGUAAAGGGGAUCUUCAAUAAUGAAGUUCUCUGCUUGGUCUGUAUGUCCGAGAUGACAGAUGUCCUGCUGCUGCACACCCUGGCCCAGAACCUUGAGGGAAUGAGAGACGCGCGCAUCGUAAUUCUGCUGCAGACCCAGUCAUCCAAUCUUCAAGAUAAUUUCGCAAUAAUCGGUGAACAGGCCAAUAAUUACAAUUUUGUCAAUCUGAUCGUGUUGCAUUCUACUUCAUUCGAUGACAAAGAGCCGAUUGUUGCAUAUCGUCUUCUGCCGUUCCCCACUCCAAGUUUUGCAGCAAUUAGAGACCUAAAUAAUGAACAGAUUUUUCCGAAAGUGUGGCGUGACUUUAAGGGAAAAACGGCUCUCAUUUUACCCGAUCUGGUCCCUAUUCGUAGCAUGAUGACAAUCAACCCUCGCACUGGAGAGAAAUCUCUUAGUGGAUUUUCAGAUAGACUCAUUAUGGAGUUUGCCAAGAAAAACAACAUCAAACUUCGUCACCUGAAAACUGUGGGUGAUUCUGAGUAUGUUGAAAUAGUCGAUGUUCGUAGGAUAACCAGCGAAGGUAUUCUUGAUUUGCCAAUCCGAAAUCUUAUACAGCCACCGAAUCCUGGUCCCAAUUUAGAAUAUGUAGAUGUACAAUUUGAGCUUACGAGCAUAUUUAUUGUGGUUCCCUGUAGACAUAGAGCUAAAAUAGACGAUGCCUUCUUAGGCUUGAGGAAAUACUUCAAAAUGCUUCUAGGAUCAUAUUUUAUAUUCAAUAUAUUUGAAACUCUGAUCAAGUUCGGCUCAAAUUGGAUUCUCCGACGCAGACCCAAUAAUCAAUACUUGAACUUAGUCUUAAACCUGCGGGCAUUUGCUGGAGUCUUGGGACUUCCAAUGUACCUGAGACGAUAUAGGAGUAGAUAUAGCAGUAUUUCACUGCAGCAGAUCACAAUGCUGUUAUGCAUUUCCGGCUUGGUCUUCACCUCUUAUUUCAAUGCAAAUCUCAGUACUCUGCUGACAAAGCAGCCGAAUGAUGCAAAAUUUAAGACAUUCGAGCAGCUAAGGAAGAAAAUCUAG
Drosophila arizonae is the source of this 1317-nucleotide messenger RNA. RefSeq lists its product as uncharacterized. The record is from RefSeq and is a predicted model, not a curated record. Lineage: Eukaryota; Metazoa; Arthropoda; Insecta; Diptera; Drosophilidae.